AUGGCGACCCUCUCACCCGCCGAAAAUCCUCCAUCUCCCGUCCCUCAUGUUCCUAUCCCGAAGAAUGGCGUUGAUUACAGAGGCAAGGUUGUACUUGCGCCGAUGGUACGGUCAGGAGAAUUGCCCUCCCGCUUGUUAGCUCUGAAGUACGGCGCAGACCUCGUCUGGGGACCAGAAACAGUUGACCGGUCCAUGAUUGGCACAACUGAGCGCACAAAUCCUCGUACGGGGUGUAUAGAAUGGAGUCGGAACUCAAAUAAUCAGAAUCCAGAUGGCCUCGAGAAGGAUUCUGUCAUUUUCCGCAUUGACCCCAAGAGGGAGUCGGAUAGACUGAUCUAUCAGAUCGGCACGGCCAACCCUGACUAUGCAGUACAGGCGGCGACGUUGAUCGCACCAUAUGUGCGUGGCGUUGAUGUGAAUGCAGGCUGUCCGAAACCCUUUUCUACAUCUGGUGGCAUGGGGGCUGCUCUACUCAGAACACCGGACAAGUUAUGCGAAAUCUUGACUUCGCUGGUGACGAAGGUGGGGAUCCCGCACGAAAUUGGCAUCAGUGUAAAGAUCAGACUGCUCGAAACGCCAGAAUUGACAUCGACUCUGGUCAACAAACUCUGCAAGACUGGGAUAGCUGGCCUGACUAUACAUUGCCGGACGACACCCAUGAGGCCGAGAGAACGUGCUAUUCGCGAGCAACUGCGGAUGAUUGGCGAUAUCUGCAGAAGCCAUGGUGUUGCUUGCUUGAUGAACGGAGAUGUUACAUCCCGUGAUCAAGGGCUCGCUCUUGCAAAGGAAUAUGGCGUGGAUGGGGCAAUGAUUGCAACAGCUGCCGAAGCGAACUCAUCAGUUUUUCGAUCUGAGGAGCAGGGUGGCCUUGCCCAUUGGGAGGAAGUGGUUAAAGAAUACAUGAAGCUCGCGAUCAGCGUCGAAAACAGAUACAGGAACACGAAGUUUCUAUUGUCCCAACUUAUGCCCGGAAAGAAUCCCAAAUACCAGCGCAUUCAGAUGUCGAAGAGCUACAGCGAAGCGUUGGCCAUCUUGGAGAUCACGGACUCAGAGCUUGUGGAAAGCGCAAAAAAUGUCGAUCAUGUCUUGCAACUUGACCUCCCGAGAAUGACCAAGGCAGACAUGAAGCGGCUCAACAAGCAACAGGCAAAGGAGAAUCAAGCGAAGAACAAAGAGAAAAAAAGAGCUCUGGAGCAGAAUCACGAUCGGGGCACGGAAGAUCGAAGCCCAAGCCAGGAACGGACGAAAAAGCAGAAGGCAGAAAUAGCCGCAGAAAAUGCUGGGUUUGAAGGUUUCGGGCAGGGUGCCAUGGCUGUUGCGGUCUGA
Exophiala spinifera is the source of this 1326-nucleotide messenger RNA. RefSeq lists its product as uncharacterized. The transcript has a single exon. Gene Ontology annotation, molecular function: tRNA dihydrouridine synthase activity; flavin adenine dinucleotide binding. Lineage: Eukaryota; Fungi; Ascomycota; Eurotiomycetes; Chaetothyriales; Herpotrichiellaceae. Gene Ontology annotation, biological process: tRNA dihydrouridine synthesis. The record is from RefSeq and is a predicted model, not a curated record. Gene Ontology annotation, cellular component: cytoplasm. Bases 1 to 1326 code for a protein of 441 amino acids.